CAAUAUCAAAAUAUCCAGCUUCAACCCCUUUUUGAUUGCUUGCAUGGACUGCGCCUAAUAUCCCCUAUACGUUCUCACGUUGCGUGGCCCUGGAAUUUCGCCGGCUGAACCGCUGUCUGUAUGCUUUAGUUCCAAGCCGGGGUCUGGGUGCAACGCUUCUAUGACGCUAAUGCUAUACACAAAUGUUGUGUGUCGCGAAAUCCCGUACCGACUAGAGAAACACGGUUUACAUAAACCCAGCUGAAGGCCGCAGAAAACAGAAAGUUGGCAUGGAUUCCGAAUACCCGCCCUUGCCAUCUUUAAAAUCGAUUGAUGCUUCGCUUCAGAAUGUAUCACUUUCUGAUAGCGAAGGUGUAGUCCAAAGAUCCUCGAGGUCUGGAUCAGGGACGCCAAUCUCUGUACCUGUAACCAAUGGACACGGGCAGAACUCGAAGUCGCCUCUGCCAAAUACAAACACGCAAGUUAUUGUCGAUAGCGGCGACCUUAUCUUGGAGUAUACACCCUCAAAGCAAACAUCUUUGGGCACAAAAGAUGCACCAGUUACCCACCACUGGAAGGUUUCCAGUGAGAGUCUGAUCCAGAGUAGUCCUUACUUUCAUGUUUUCCUGGAUCCUCAAAAGUUUUCCGAAGGCAGGAACUUCAUGAAGCAGCGGGAACUGCAUAGUUUUGAUGUAGAUCCGGACGUGAAUGGUGAUACAGACGCUGCUGGUUUCUCUGAACAUGACGAUGCUCUUCCAAUCAUGAGAAUGCCCGAUGAUCAUUUGUCACAUCGCGUAGGACCAGACACCAUUGGCUUCUUUCUCAGGAUACUAUCCUUCAAUUCAUUCAGCGAUGAAGAGAAGGAAAGUUUUGAUGCAGAAGUCAAAUCUCAACGACCAUUAUUCAUUUCUGGGGUGAUAGAAAUGGCCGAUGCUUUCAACUCCCCACAAGCUGUCCGUGAUGCUCUCAAGCGCUCGGGCUAUACCCUGGGAAAGCCGAAGCUCCCAUUAACUAAAUUCAACUCCUCGAUCUUGAAGCUGAAUGAGGACCGCAUCCGACAAUCCAUCUUCAUAGCAAGGUUCCUAAACGACAGGACUAUCUUCCAAAUGCUGACCCAUGCCCUCAUUGUUUCUGGAUCAAGGUUUUGGGUUAACGGCCUUGAAGCCCCAGAGCUUGGUUCUCUCAGCUGGCACUAUUUCUCUAAUGGUAUCGAAGAGGAACUCUACUACCGCCGCCAAUGCGUGCUGGACACAAUCACCGACCUCCAAGCACAUUUCCUCCGCGUCUACGGCGCACUCGAGGACCCCAGUGCACCCAAGCGCAACAACCCAUCAGCAACAUCAACCGCCGCAUCGCGUCAAUACCAAUGCCGCUGCGCGCUCGGGAACUCCAGUGCCUGCGACACUUUCCACCUCGGCCAAAUGACGCGCUUUUUCUCACUCCGCACAAAAACCAUCUUCAUUGGGUCCACGCUCCUAGAUCCAGAUUUCAACCAAGGCAUCGAAGACUCGGAUGCAGAUGCAAACGCAUAUGCAGACGCAGAAAGAAGGAACCAACAAGAGCGCCCUCUAGAUAUCACAUCAGUAAUCUCCCUCCUCAAACAGUGCCCAGAUUACCAAAUAGACUCGAACCACACGGCCUGUGGUAUCAGACGCCGGUUUCUGCCCUCCUUGGAUUGCAUUGAGGGCUUUGUCGGUGACGAGAGAGGUCUUCUGGGUGUGAAUUUGAAUUAUUGGCGCGGAGAGGAGAGCAGGGGCGGAGGUGAAAGGACGUGGCCUAAUAUUCUGGGAUCAUGGGCAAAUAGGUCUCAUCGUCGGGCAUGCGUAAUGGAUCUCCGUUUAUCCAGGAUCAGCGGAAUACCAUCGAUGUCGCCUGGGGGUAUUGCGGGGCAGUUCCGCGAAGAAGACGCGAGGCUGUUGUUUACGGCGAAGAAAAGGAAUUGGGAGUCCUAACCUGAAGGUUUCUUAACUCCCCCGGAAUAUAUUGGCACACGGAUUUAUAUGUGGAGAGACAGACUUUGACUGAUUAAUCUGGUAGCGUUCGCUAUUAAAUAUACCCCACCUAUAGAUGGGUGAACGAAUGGAAUGAAAUGUAUAUACAAUGAACGAUCUAAGAAUUGAAGAGGCAUGUGUUAUUCCU
Molecule: messenger RNA, 2118 nt
Organism: Aspergillus versicolor CBS 583.65
Lineage: Eukaryota; Fungi; Ascomycota; Eurotiomycetes; Eurotiales; Aspergillaceae
Exons: 2
Coding region: 270-1931 (553 amino acids)
Source: RefSeq, a predicted model, not a curated record